This is a messenger RNA of Emiliania huxleyi CCMP1516, 204 nucleotides long. RefSeq lists its product as hypothetical. The record is from RefSeq and is a predicted model, not a curated record. Gene Ontology annotation, biological process: mitotic sister chromatid cohesion. The transcript has a single exon. Gene Ontology annotation, cellular component: Ctf18 RFC-like complex. NCBI's taxonomy places the organism in Eukaryota, Haptophyta, Isochrysidales, Noelaerhabdaceae. The annotation marks the transcript as partial.
UCGCAGGGCGCUGUGUGGCUCCGGAUCGGCAAGGGCGAAAUGCCGGGAGAGAGGGUUCGGCUAAAGAAGCCGCUCGCCAUCAUGUCCAAGGUGCGGCCCGAUGGGGACGUGCCGAGCCCGGGGGGCUCGCCGCCGGCGUGCGAGUACCAUGCGGUCGGCGUCGUCCGAGAGAAGCUCGUCUUCAACACGCGGCCGACCCCGAUC